AUGAUCCGCAGCCGGCUGCAGGUCUCCUGUGUUCCUGUAGGAGGCAGUGCAGCGGAGCUUCUGUCCAUGGUGCUGAAGAUUCGGCUGGCACUGUCCGGGGUGCUGAACAGCUCAGGGGUGUUGGUGCUGCACCUCAUCACUUAUGAAUCUUGCUCAUGUUCCUCUGAUAUUCAGAUGAGCCAAGACAUUACAGAGACACGAACACGAACCCGCUCCAAAGGCAUACGGGUGUCGUCAGAACUUGUGGGACAAGAAAUGAAGCAGGAGUUCAGUAGCAGCUGUCCCACCCCUGGAUGUGACGGCAAAGGCCAUGUUAGUGGAAGAUACUCACGACAUAGAAGUGUACUGGGAUGUCCCAUUGUGAAAAAAAGGAAGCUAGAGGAGGCUGAGGCUGAGGAGAACCAGUCUGCUCCCAAGAGAAGGAACCAGUCUGCCAAACAGGCAGCAGAUGAUGGCUUCAAUGCAGACAGUGAUGCAGCAGAUGAGGAGGAGGAGCAGAAAGAAGAGGAAGAAGAGGAAGAGGAAGAAGAUGAGGAAGAGGAAGACCUCAAAGAAAAGAAAAAAAACAAAACAAAAAGCAGGCCAGAGUCCAUACAAAACUGCUCACUGGUGACAACAGAGGACACAGAAACAGCAGUUUGUCCCCGAGCUGAAGAUGAUAAGAAUGAAAGUGUCACCUCAGAGACUUGGAACGAAAUUGAAAGUGAGAAAACUAGUGACGAAGAGAAGCCAGUAACACCGACUGAUGAUCAUCAACAGGAGGAAACAGAGACAAAGGAGGAGGAGGUUCAGCCGAUAACAAAGGAUCAGCCAUCAGAGCAACCUGAAGAAGAAAUGGGUGUUACUGAGCUUCAACAGACAAAAGAAGAAGAGGAAGAAGAGGCAGAAGAAGAAAAAGAAGAAGAGCAGCAAGAAAGGCAAGAGAAUAUUGUAGAGGAGAGGGGUGUAAAAAGACAGAUGAUAAGCCAGGAAAACUCUGAUCACCAGUACUCUAGUGGCGAUUACAACCAUCAGGCCAAAGAAUCAACAGAGGAGCAGAGUAAAAGGGAGGAACAAGAUGAGGAGGAGGCGGAGGAAGGAGUGGAAGAGGAAGAUGGGAAGGAAGAAGGGGAGGGAGAAGAGAGGGAUAUAAACCAAGAGGUUGAAACUACUUACACUUUGAGUCCACACACUCAGGGAUCCGAAGGAGAGGUGUCACUCAGGGAAGAAAAGGUCAGCACCCCUAUGACUGAGGAAGAGGAGGAGGAUGAAGAGCAGGAGGAGGAGAGAGAGGAAGAGGAGGAUGAGAGCCAGGGGAAGGAAGCAGGUGAGGUGGUGGAGGAGGAAGAGGAAGACCAAGACUCCAACAAAGCCUCUCCGACUACAGUGGUUAUAGAAGUUCACUCUGAAGAGGAUGAUGACGAGGAGGAGGAGGAGGAGGAAGAGGAGGAGGAAGAAGACGAGGAGGAAGAGGAGGAAGGAGAGGAGCAGGAUCGUGUCUCAGAAGGUUCAGGAAUCACAGAUGACUCAGACAACUGGGAUAUGACUCGAGGGAACCUGGGCCUGCUGGAGCAGGCCAUUGCCCUGAAGGCGGAAGAGGUGAAAGGGGGUCAGGAGGCCCGGAGCUCCCCAGAAUACCAACCAUACAGCACCUCCAGCAAGAGUUCUGAGCCUGCUACUGUAGUCCGCCGCACUGCUCACUACAGCAAAGAGAAGAAGGAAGUGAAGUGUCCUACCCCAGGGUGUGAUGGGACAGGUCAUGUGACUGGGUUGUACCCUCACCAUCGCAGUCUAUCUGGAUGUCCUCACAAAGACCGAAUCCCUCCGGAGAUCCUGGCCAUGCAUGAGAACGUCUUGAAGUGUCCAACUCCUGGCUGCACAGGCCAAGGUCAUGUCAACAGCAACCGCAACACACACCGCAGUCUGUCUGGCUGCCCCAUUGCAGCAGCAGCUAAACUGAACAAGAACCAGGACAAGCAGGUUCAUUUACAGGCUUCAACCAGUGAACCCUCUUCCAACUCUGACAGAGUGCUCAGGCCCAUGUGUUUUGUGAAACAGCUGGAGAUCCCUCAGUAUGGCAGCUACCGGCCUAACACAGUAACCACCACGCCUCGAGCUAACCUGGCCAAGGAGCUGGAGAAAUACUCCAAGGUGUCUUUUGACUAUGCAAGCUUUGAUGUCCAGGUGUUUGGAAAGCGUAUGCUCAUUCCAAAGACACCCAGCACCAGUGAAACAUCACCCAAAGCCUUCAAAUCUAAAUCAUUCCCUAAGGCCUCCUCCCCAAGUCACAGUGUGUCUGGAGGAUUUUCUAAGAGCGCCUCAUCCUCCACUGGUUAUGACUAUAGCCAAGAUGCAGAGGCAGCCCACAUGGCAGCAACAGCCAUUCUCAACCUCUCCACCCGCUGCUGGGAAAGACCGGAGACUCUCAGCACCAAGCCCAGGGAGCCGUGCACCAAGGAGUCUGACAUUGAAGUGGAUGAAAAUGGCACUUUGGACCUCAGUAUGAAGAAGACCAAGAGGGAGGGCAUGCAGUCUCCAGAGCCUUCUUCCUGCUCGUCUUCAUCCUCUCAACACAUCGGAGCCACCUUGUCUCAGGGCCACACUCAGACAGAGUGGGAGGGGCCACUGGACUUUACCAAAUCAAGUGGAGUCAAAGAGGAGGACCAUGAAGAGGUUGAGUAUACGGCUCCCUCAUACACCUCAUCUGAUUGUGAGGAAGAGAACCAGGAGAACCUGGAGGACAGGAAGUACCCUGGUGAGGUCACCACCACCAGCUUCAAGGUCAAGUUUCAGCCCAAAGAUAGCAAAAAAGAGGUUCUUGUAUGUCCCACCCCAGGCUGUGAUGGCAGUGGACACAUUACCGGCAACUACGCAUCACAUCGGAGUCUGUCAGGCUGUCCUCUUGCUGAUAAAUCACUUCGGACCCUCAUGGCUGCCCACACAGCUGAACUAAAGUGUCCAACUCCAGGUUGUGAUGGAUCAGGCCACAUCACUGGAAACUAUGCGUCACAUAGAAGUCUGUCUGGAUGCCCUAGAGCCAAGAAAAGUGGGGUCAAAUCAACCCCCACCAAGGAUGACAAGGAAGACUCAGAGCUUUUGAGGUGUCCAGUUCCUGGCUGUGACAGUCUGGGCCACAUCAGUGGGAAGUACGCCACUCACCGCAGUGCCUACGGUUGCCCACUGGCAGCACGCCGGCAGAAGGAAGGUCUUCUUAAUGGCACUCCCUUCUCCUGGAAGGCUUUCAAGACCGAAGGCCCGACCUGUCCGACGCCAGGCUGUGAUGGCUCUGGCCACGCUAAUGGCAGCUUCCUGACACACCGCAGUCUGUCAGGUUGUCCAAGAGCAUCAGCCAACAAGAAGAGAGCCAAGUUCCCUGGAGACGAGUAUAUUACUGCAAAGUUUAGAGCCAGUGACGUUCUGGAUAACGAUGAGGACAUCAAGCAGCUCAACAAGGAGAUCAACGAACUGAAUGAGUCCAACUCAGAAAUGGAGACUGAGAUGAUGAACCUGCACACUCAGAUCUCUUCAAUGGAGAAGAACCUUAAGAGCAUGGAGGAGGAGAAUAAACAGAUUGAGGAGAAGAAUGAUGCCUUGUUCCUGGAGCUAUCAGGCCUGAGUCAGGCCCUGAUCCGCAGCCUGGCCAACAUCCGCCUGCCCACCAUGGAGCCGCUGUCAGAGCAGAACUUGGAUAGCUAUGUGGAAACCCUGACACACAUGUUUACCAAUAAAGACUGCUACCAGAAUCCUGAGAACCGGGCUCUGCUCGAGUCCAUCAAUCAGGCUGUGAAGGGCAUCGAAGUGUGACGAACAGGAGAGGGACAGGACAGGGGGCGGGCCAUCACAGUGACAACACCACUCUUUCUUUCCAUACCCUUUAGAUACUGUAUGUAUUUAAUUCUUCUCAUUUUGAACUUUGUCAUCUGUUCUUUGCAUUUGUUUCCUGUUUGCAUGUUGCUUUACAAUAGUAUGAGUGAGAACAGAUUAGGGUUUGGAUGUGAAGUGUGUGGUAGCACACUUGAAUCAAACUGUUGAUGUAAGCAAGGGCAUCUCAAGGUAUACACAUAUAGGCACAAAGAGUACAGAACAAAAUCAGGAUUGCAGUAUACAGCCUGAGCUGAGCAGAUUCCGCUAGUUAGUGAACAUAUCCCAUUUCCACACAAUAAUGUUGAUAGUAGUCUAUAUGAGCAUAGUGAUGUUGCACCUCCAGGACUAGUUUGUAGAUUCAUUCUUACAAUUGCUGUGUAACUAUUUAAGUCCUUUGC
This is a messenger RNA of Xiphias gladius (swordfish), 4241 nucleotides long. RefSeq names its product myelin transcription factor 1a (gene myt1a). Lineage: Eukaryota; Metazoa; Chordata; Actinopteri; Istiophoriformes; Xiphiidae. Gene Ontology annotation, biological process: regulation of transcription by RNA polymerase II. The transcript is spliced from 22 exons. The record is from RefSeq and is a predicted model, not a curated record. Bases 1 to 3783 code for a protein of 1260 amino acids. Gene Ontology annotation, cellular component: nucleus. Gene Ontology annotation, molecular function: DNA-binding transcription factor activity, RNA polymerase II-specific; zinc ion binding; RNA polymerase II cis-regulatory region sequence-specific DNA binding.